AUAAUAAUAAGAGCAAGGCGGGCGUUGCGGCUGAGCUCGUGUGCGGCGGCAGCGGUGUUAGCGGCGGCUGCAGCAAAGCGUUUGGCGCGAUGUCUCACACCAUUUUGUUGGUACAGCCUACCAAGAGACCAGAAGGCAGGACUUACGCUGACUAUGAGUCUGUGAAUGAGUGCAUGGAAGGUGUUUGUAAAAUGUAUGAAGAACAUCUGAAGAGAGUGAAUCCCAACAGCCCCUCCAUCACAUACGAUAUCAGUCAGUUGUUUGACUUUAUCGAUGAUCUGGCAGAUCUCAGCUGUCUUGUUUACCGAGCUGAUACACAGACAUACCAGCCUUAUAACAAAGACUGGAUCAAAGAGAAGAUCUACGUGCUCCUUCGUCGACAGCCCAACAGGCUGGGAAGUAGUUGAGUUGGAAGCAUUGGGGGCUGAGGGUGGGCUUGGAACAGGUGCAUACAGUGUGCUGUAGUGAACAUUUUGUAUGAUAGUAAUCCUGUUUCCAUUCUGUUACUAGAGCCAAGAUUGAAUGUAUGACACGACAGUGAAUGAUCUUUUCAUUCUGAAACCACCAUUGCCCCUUUGCUCCUUUCCUUUCUUUUUUUUUUUUU
Peromyscus leucopus (white-footed mouse) is the source of this 604-nucleotide messenger RNA. Its product is annotated as enhancer of rudimentary homolog. The record is from RefSeq and is a predicted model, not a curated record. NCBI's taxonomy places the organism in Eukaryota, Metazoa, Chordata, Mammalia, Rodentia, Cricetidae. The transcript has a single exon. The coding region runs from base 90 to 407 and encodes 105 amino acids.